AUGCGCUUUUACUCGGUUUUGAUAGCACAGAAAAGCGCUCUGCCGCCAACCACGGCUCGUCCCUGGACGGUGUUAUAUCGGUCCGACUCUGGUUUCCGCCGUAAUCAUAACCUUUUGCGGACUUCUUCGACGGCUAGGGCACUACUACCCACUCGUUCUAGUUUUGAUCUCAAGUCGAUACGGAAAUUCUUGGGCGAUGGUUCUGUACCAGUUAGCGCUCUUCUCGCCGUCUCAGAGUCAUCUAAUGCACCAUCGCCUUGGCUGGUUGCCGGAGCUGUCGUAGGGUUACCCCUUGCGUUAUGGAUUUACAAGCGAAAAGUGCUUGAUGAUGGUAGUAUUUCAACGAAAGAUAAUUUAUAUGGGUGGUAUACCAAUCGGAAGUCGCUCAGAAGAAUUACGAGGAAUGCCGGGAACCCACUUCAUCGAAUUCCCAAGCUCCGUUUGCUGGUCGAGACGCUGAUGGGCAGCUUUGAACGAGAAGUAAAGGUAGUCGCAGUUGCGCCGCGUUCAUACUGGAAAUCUACCAAGCGAUCACCUUCCGAGGCGGGCUUCUUGUCAGAUUACACCGCCGUCCUCGAAUGGAUUUCGACUGCAUAUCCUCAUUCGCCGGUUGUCCUGUACGGACAUUCCAUUGGUGGUUCGAUUGCUGUGAACUUGCUGGGCUCUCUUCCGACCGGAAGUACAUCAUUAGCAUCGCGUGUGCGCGGACUCGUGCUCGAAAAUGCUUUUACGUCAAUUCCAGCUAUGGUUCGUGCGGUGUAUCCUUCGAAAUGGUUGCCUUAUUAUUACCUCGGACCGCUAGUAUUUGACAAGUGGGAUGCGCUUUCCGCCAUUCGACAAUGUGGUUUAUCGCUUUCACCCCCUAUGGCACCUUCCUCCGCGCUUCAAAACGUCAUACUCAGCUCUCCCUCGAUCCUCAUAAUCAAUUCAGAAAACGACGAGCUUGUUCCAUCUCAAAUGGGAGAACAAAUACUUGACGCCGCCUCAAAAGUCCAUCAAGAACUUUCAAACCCUCUGGGAACCGGUCCGAGACGGGUGGUGAUCCCGGGAGCUUUGCACGAUGGCGCAUUUACAAAGCGACAAUGGAGGGAGGAAAUACGGGCCUACAUAGCCGGAGUUGCUGCUAUUGAUUCGUACAGGAAAUGUGGGUUCGGAAAAGGUACCAAUGAAGAUCGUACGCUAAACCUCAAAAGUCUUGCAGAGGAACACCAUUACUUUUGA
Rhizoctonia solani is the source of this 1221-nucleotide messenger RNA. Its product is annotated as alpha/beta hydrolase family protein. Gene Ontology annotation, cellular component: membrane. Lineage: Eukaryota; Fungi; Basidiomycota; Agaricomycetes; Cantharellales; Ceratobasidiaceae. The coding region runs from base 1 to 1221 and encodes 406 amino acids. The transcript is spliced from 4 exons. Gene Ontology annotation, molecular function: palmitoyl-(protein) hydrolase activity. The record is from RefSeq and is a predicted model, not a curated record.